Molecule: messenger RNA, 1382 nt
Organism: Magallana angulata
Lineage: Eukaryota; Metazoa; Mollusca; Bivalvia; Ostreida; Ostreidae
Product: caprin-2-like
Exons: 2
Coding region: 65-589 (174 amino acids)
Molecular function (GO): protein binding
Source: RefSeq, a predicted model, not a curated record
CCCCCGAUAUAAACAGGAACUGACUUGCACUUAAGAGAAAUGAGUCUACAGAACCGCUGCUGACAUGUUGCAGGGAGUGAUUCUUGCAUGCCUAGUCGCCUGCAUUAUUCUACAAGAGAAGCGAUUCGAGGAAUUAGAAUCAGAACACAGCCAUUUAUGGAAUAAAGUAGAGGAUCUGACCCAGAAUGGCUCUUCGAAUAAAGUAGCCUUCACAGCCGGAACAUCUGGUGCAGGGAAUAUCGGGACCGGAAGUACAAUAGUGUUUCCGGUGGUGAUAAACAACGAAGGCGGUGGAUACAAUCCGGAUACCGGGGUAUUUACCGCCCCCAGAUCCGGCCAGUACGUCUUCUUUGUAAGUGCACAGGGCUAUGGAAGCGACACACUGUACGUGAGUAUCGUCCACAAUGGCGGUGCAAAGGUCAUGACUAUGUCGGACGGAGGGCGGGGGAAAGAUUUCUACGACUCCGGGACGAACUUGGCGGCUCUGAAUUUACAGCAGGGGGAUACAGUGUGGGCCAAGUGCCAGAGUGGGUCGUCAUUCUACAGCGAGGGAAUUCCUAUUACAACAUUUUCUGGUUUUCUCAUAUGAAAUAUGACGUCACCAACUACAUAGCUUUAAAAAUUAUGAUUCCAAUGAGCAUCUAUAGAGACUCUCUGAGAGUCUUACAUAAACUCGGACGUGUGCAUUUUUUAUGAACAUGUGACAAUAUGAAACUGGUAUGAAAGUGGGCGUCAUAUGGUUUAGCAAAGAUAAUGGUUUAACUAUAAAUGAAGUAAAGUUCAUAUAUUUUCAAAAAAAAAAAGAAUGCAUUACUGACGUCAACAUUAAUCUUUUGCAUUUUGAUAAAUAAAAGUUUAGGGGUUUAAUGUUACAAUAUAUGUUGGAAUUUUAUGCAACGGUUAUGUGUCGUAAAAUUGAUGUAAUUUUGUGAAAUUUUCUAAUUAGUUGAUUUCUACUGAAAAAAAUAUAAGCACAAUACUUAUAUUUUUAUAUUAGGCUAUUUGAUCAUUUGUGAACUGAAUUAAAACAUAUUCAAUUUAUAAAUGCAAAUGUAAUUAUUCUGGUAUAAAUGCAUUUUGAUUGUGUUCAUGAAUGUCGCUUACAUUCAAAUACCUGAAAUGUAAGAUUGACGAGAGAGAGAGAGAGAGAGAGAGAGAGAGAGAGAGAGAGAGAGAGAGAGAGAGAGAGAGAGAGUACAGGCAGCGGCAUCUAUUAUUCAAUUAUUCAUAAAACUGUGUCAAACAUUACUGUUUAAAGCCAUAAAUUAAGCCUAAAUUGUUUAUCUUUCAGCAAAAAAUUUAUAAACUAAUUAUUAUUUUACUUGUGUUAUGUGUUUCACCUCUAAAUAAUUGAAAUAUUUUUGCAGAGACAUGACCCUUUU